Molecule: messenger RNA, 2724 nt
Organism: Drosophila simulans
Lineage: Eukaryota; Metazoa; Arthropoda; Insecta; Diptera; Drosophilidae
Gene: coro
Product: coronin-1C-A
Exons: 7
Coding region: 287-1894 (535 amino acids)
Biological process (GO): actin filament organization
Molecular function (GO): actin filament binding
Source: RefSeq, a predicted model, not a curated record
AACGUGAACGCGAACUGCGCUGAUAUCAACAACUCGCCUCGAACAACAGUGUCGAACUUGCUCUUAGAUGCUCAGCGCGCUCUCGUCGGCAUUUUGUACUCGUCCCGUCUUUCUGCUGACUGAAAAGUCUGAAAAGAAGUGCCUUAAGUUCCCAGCCGGAGUCGUGUGCAAAAUCUCUAGUUGAAUCCCGCUGAAUGCGCUGGCCCCAGUGAGUGGAGUGAUAUAUAAAAGCUAGACGUAGAGAAACUCAGGACUGACCACUGACCCAAGCCACUGCAGCAUCAAGAUGUCGUUUCGCGUAGUGCGCAGCUCCAAGUUCCGCCACGUCUACGGACAGGCUCUGAAGCGGGAGCAGUGCUACGACAACAUACGGGUAUCCAAGUCCAGCUGGGACUCCACAUUCUGCGCGGUGAAUCCCAAGUUCCUGGCCAUCAUCGUGGAGUCGGCGGGCGGCGGAGCCUUCAUCGUCCUGCCACACAACAAAGUUGGUCGCAUUGCGGCGGACCACCCUUUGGUGGGCGGUCACAAGGGUCCUGUGCUGGACAUCGCCUGGUGCCCCCACAACGACAACGUGAUCGCCUCCGGCUCAGAGGACUGUGUGGUCAAAGUGUGGCAGAUUCCCGAUGGCGGGCUCUCCCGAACACUUACCGAGCCCGUGGUCGACCUGGUUUUCCACCAGCGUCGCGUGGGUCUGGUGCUGUGGCACCCCUCUGCGCUCAACGUGCUGCUUACCGCCGGCUCCGAUAACCAGGUCGUGAUUUGGAACGUGGGCACUGGUGAAAUCCUCGUGCACAUCGACUCCCACCCGGACAUCGUUUACAGCGCCUGCUUCAACUGGGAUGGCUCUAAGUUGGUCACCACCUGCAAGGAUAAAAAGAUCCGCAUCUACGAUCCGCGCACGGCCGAGCUGGAGAGCGAAGCCAUGUGUCACGAGGGCUCCAAGGCCACGCGGGCCAUUUUCCUACGUCACGGUCUGAUCUUCACCACAGGCUUCAACCGCAGCUCGGAGCGUCAGUACUCCCUGCGCGCACCGGAUGCCCUUAACGAACCCAUUGUCAUGGUGGAGCUGGACACGUCCAACGGCGUAAUGUUCCCGCUUUACGACGCAGACACGAACAUGAUCUACUUGUGUGGAAAAGGUGACUCGGUCAUUCGGUAUUUCGAGGUAACGCCCGAACCUCCUUUCGUGCACUACAUAAACACGUUUCAGACUACAGAGCCGCAGCGUGGUAUUGGUCUGAUGCCCAAGCGAGGCUGUGAUGUGACCACCUGCGAGGUCGCCAAGUUCUAUCGCAUGAACAACAACGGUCUGUGUCAGGUCAUCUCGAUGACUGUGCCGCGCAAAUCCGAUCUUUUCCAGGAGGAUCUCUACCCCGAUACGCUAGCGGAAGAUGCUGCCAUCACCGCGGAGGAGUGGAUCGAUGGCAAGGAUGCGGAUCCGAUCACAUUUUCGCUCAAAGAUCGCGUUUCCAUUGUACAGGGUGGCUACGUGUCCUCGUCGGUAAACAAAUCGCUACCAGCGAAGAAGGCGGGCAACAUCCUGAACAAGCCCAGAGGCGACAGCGCUAGCUCCGGUGCAACGAGCAGCAGCGCGGGCGGCGGCAACUUUGCGUCCGGAAACAACAAUGAGGCUAGCGAAGGUGGACCGCCUGCAGCGGUCUUAUCGGAAAAGGACCUGCGCACCAUACAGGACGAGAUCCGCAAACUCAAGGCGAUCAUCGUCAAGCAAGAGAACCGCAUCCGCGCUCUGGAGGCCAAGGAGGACGCCCGCAACAAGAAUGGAAGCGAUGCUGCGCCAGCUUCAGCGGGAGCAGCCACGUCCGACGGCAAAGCCAGUGAAAGUGCCAAUGACCAUGCGUCCACAUCAGCCGGAACGUCAAAGGACGAGGACUAGGUCUAGCAAUGAAACUAGGACUGAACUGAUAAAAAUGGGCGGAAUGGAUUGGAGGAGAGACAGAGAACUGCUUGUAGAAGCUCGUAGCUAUCGCUUAAUUUCUCUAUUGCAACAUAACGUUUAUUUCGUACGCGCUGAGGGCGAAUUGAAAAAAGAACUUAUUGUCUAUUACCAUUAUGGUUUCGAUUAUUUAUUUUUUAUAAUUUAAUAUUAGGUCCUUAACGAGCGAAAUCAGUUGAGUGUGGCACAGAUAGGGUUAGAGAAAGCCGAGCUAAACCAUCGAACAUAAGCGAGCAGAGCUGGACGCUUAACGUAUAAAACAUAACAUAAAACUACAUCCUGCCAAAAAUAUAUAAAAACCUAACGAACUACCUACAUUUUGCGCCAAAAUCAAGCGGAGCGAAGGGCAGGCACUCGGCCCAUCGAUCGGCUUGUUGUGACGCAAGAAUGAAAUUGUUGUAAAUUUAACAAAGGCAAAUCAUAGACUAAACCUCAAUCACUUAAGAGUUAACACCUACCAACCAAAUUUGUACGAGCUCCUUUCUGUAACGUCUGUAUAUUUGUACGUCCCGGAAGUUUUCAUGACAAUAGCUGAUAGAAUUGAUACUGUUCAUCCUAGCUGAGGCCCCCCUAAUCAGUCACAUUUCCCUGCAAAUUGUCGUGUCAAACAUAGCGAAUUUAGUUAGAAAGUGAUGGGGGUCAUCGGACAUAAAUCGUUUUCGUAAUCAAAAUUUUCUUGUUCAAACUAAUGAUAAGCUGUAUUUUGAAAUAAUAAGAGUAACAAUAAAUGCAACAAAAUCAGAAAGAAUAUAAGAAACCAAACGAGACUA